Molecule: messenger RNA, 1161 nt
Organism: Mya arenaria
Lineage: Eukaryota; Metazoa; Mollusca; Bivalvia; Myida; Myidae
Product: caspase-12-like
Exons: 4
Coding region: 161-967 (268 amino acids)
Biological process (GO): proteolysis
Molecular function (GO): cysteine-type endopeptidase activity
Source: RefSeq, a predicted model, not a curated record
CAUGAUUUAUUACAAGGGAUGCUAAUUUGAUAAAGACUAUCUUUUGAGUCUUAAUUUGGAAAUCGAUCUGUAGAAAUCCGAGAAAAUAACUUAAAGUGACAGCGAAAGAUUUUAAGCAGUUAGUGAGAUAAAUAGAAGAGAGCACGAUCAAGAGCGUAAAAUGACCGAAGAUGAAAAGGUAGACAACCGGAGAUCUGAAGAGGGAGACGAAGGAACAAUAUAUAUUCAACCUAUCGAAACAGAAAGCAUGGGUCUUGAAAGUGACCUGCCAGAAGACGACCAGGCUGUUGGAGAGGACCUGCCCGAUGGCUUUAAAAAGUUAAUCAAAACAACUGUAAAGGCAGUAGCAUGCGGACUUUCACAAAAAACAAAAGAAGAAGACAAGACUUCGUAUAUUCAACAUGUCGACAUGUAUGAGCCAGCCGCUAGCAACAAACAUAUUUCUCAACCAAUUGGGACUCCUACAAUGGUUGAAGAAGUUGAUACCGAAAAUGUACAUGAUUUAAACCUUCAUAUGCGUGGAUAUAUGGUUCUUAUUGUGAAUAGAACUUUUGAUAAAAAAUCUUUAAGAUAUGGUGCUGAGAAUGACUUAGAAAAUAUGCAAAACAUAGCAGAAAAACUCGGUUACAAGAUACAUAAUACCGAGUAUUGUGAAAAUCUUAAUCAAUCGGAAACAAUGGAUGUUUUACAAAAGGCACGAAAAGCAGACCAUAGCCAUUGCGAUAGUUUUGCUGUCAUGAUAAGUACACACGGAUGUGAAGAGCCCAACAGUAAAGCCAAAGGGAAGAUGGAUCAUGUCCUCAUUUGUGCAGACGACAAGAUGAUUUUCACAAGCACCAUUACAGAGAUGUUCAAUGAUGAAAAUUGUCCAACACUGAAGGGAAAAACAAAACUGUUUUUCAUCCAGGCUUGCAGAGGGGCUGUAGUUAUAUCCCGAGGCUUUAUAAACGUGCGGGCAAAGAAGUAGACAAAGGGGUCAAACUUUCAAUGUCGGAUCAGAAAUCCAUAGAGCAACCUUUAGACGCAUCAACAACUUCGCGACAAAACGUUGAUGACCUAUCAGAUGCAGCGGGUGCAAUAAUUUCAUCGAGCGUUCGAGCAACCACAGCUGUCACCACCGGUAAAGACCUAAAAGAAACAAAUGAAUCCUUAAAGCUAGUU